This is a messenger RNA of Aspergillus oryzae RIB40, 540 nucleotides long. RefSeq lists its product as uncharacterized. The coding region runs from base 1 to 540 and encodes 179 amino acids. The record is from RefSeq and is a predicted model, not a curated record. The transcript has 2 exons. NCBI's taxonomy places the organism in Eukaryota, Fungi, Ascomycota, Eurotiomycetes, Eurotiales, Aspergillaceae.
AUGUAUGAAUCCUACCGCCCGCAUCCACUCCUGGCGCAAGUCCCUUUGACCGUCUCUCCUUUCAUCAACCUCCCUUCCUCAGUCACCCUUCCCUACACCUACAAAUCACUUCCUUCCACACUCCCGGCAUCCGUAACAGUCGACCCCAACAACCCCGACACUAAGCCCCGCUAUGUGGUCUCCGCGAGCGGUGAGCACGCCGCAUCCGCCGAAGAAAUCCUAGCAUCGUGCAAGUCUCUUGAGGAACUGCUCAAUAAAAACCGCACCGAUGCGGAGAAGGCCAUUCAGAAUUGGGAGGAGUCCAUUGUGCAGCGCGAUCUCGCAGAGAAGAGACGGGUUGCGCCCGGGUGGUUGGACCGCGAAGAGAAGCUACUACAACCGAGUAGAUCUAUGGCAGGUCCCAGACCGUCAGGGCAACCAGAACACAGCUUGCUAGAUAGCUUGUCUUCGGAUCCAGAUGCGUCGAAACUACCAUCGAUGAAGCCGCGCGACGAGGGUGAGGAGCUGGAUAGAGUGUUCGGUGGGCUAAACGUAAAAUGA